Triticum turgidum subsp. durum (durum wheat) is the source of this 813-nucleotide messenger RNA. NCBI's taxonomy places the organism in Eukaryota, Viridiplantae, Streptophyta, Magnoliopsida, Poales, Poaceae. The record is from the annotation of a GenBank genome assembly.
AUGUUCGGCUUACUUGACCAACAUGGGAAGCCGGUGCCAUCAUAUACCGGUACUUCCGACACCAGGGAAUUUUCUGUGCAUAAAGGUCAUGGGUUUGGCGGAUUUAUGAAAAGGGUUCAAUUGGAGGAAUCCGAGCAUCUCAAGGAUGAUUCCUUCACGGUCAAGGUCGAUGUCACUAUCAUGAGCGAGUUCCAUACGCAGGAGACGCCAUCUAUCCUGGUGCCACCUUCUGAUUUGCACCGGCACUUAGGGGUUCUUCUGUCGAGCAAGGCAGGCGUCAAUGUCAAAUUCCAAGUUGGUGGGGAGACAUUCUCGGCGCACCGAUUGGUGCUUGCGGCACGGUCUCCUGUCUUUAGAGCAGAGUUCUUUGGCCAGACGAGGGAGGGAACCACCACUGAGGCCAUACGCGUACAUGACAUGGAGGCACCAGUGUUCAGUGCUCUGCUUACUUUCAUGUACACGGAUGCAUUGCCGGAUAUGAAGCAAGAAGAAGAAUAUGCCUUGGCUCAGCAUCUGCUUGUUGCGGUAGACAAGUACAACCUGGAGAGGCUGAAGCUUAUUUGUGAAGAUAAGCUGUGCAAUCGUAUCGAUACGAGCUCCGUGGUGACUAUCUUGGCAUUGGCCGAGCAGCAUCAGUGCCAUGAGCUUAAGGCAGCAUGCUUGGUGUUCCUCAGCUCGCCGACGAAUCUGGGUGCGGCCAUGGAGUCUGAAGGUUUCGAGUUUUUAACCAAGAGCUGCUCUGGUGUUAUUAAGGAUCUCCUCAAGUCCCAGGUUGCUGCUAGUAUACUUUGGAAAAGAAAAUCUAGGUCUUGA